UUGGCAAGAAGUACGUCAUUUUGCCCGAUGGAGACGCAUUGUCCGUGCAUGCUUGAGGUUGACACGUAUCAUUAUGGCAAAUGGGCAUGUGUCACCUGUGCUUUUGAUAUCUGCUCAAAUCAACUACGCAAUCGGCACCCACUGUUCAAAAGAUCUUUUAGCAGCAAUGCACACAGUCCCUGGUUUUCCUUAAAUUCUUGAUGGAGGAUUCAUAGCCUCUGCAAGGAAUAAGCAUGAUAUCCAGAAUCCUGUGUUUCAGAAAACCCACAGAGUGUAUUUGUAUUGAAAGUUAGUUGCAGAAUUAAUGCUUGUGUUGCUUCUGUGUGAUUCCUUUAGUGCUCAUGAGUGUUCUCAAGCUAUCAUGCAUUUUUGUCUCCUAUGUUUGACUGCAUAUUGGUAUACAGUAUAUAUACUGUACCUCUACAUUUUGAUCUAUGUGUAGCUUCAGUGUUUAAGUACUCCGAGUGUUCGUGUCUGUGUGUUACUGACGUGCAUCCGUUUCUGAGGCUCUAGUAGGCACAGCCGCAGUGGAGCCUCUCCCUCUCCGAGACGCCCUCCUCACAGUGAGGAGAGGAGCUGCAGCCCGUGGCCCCUCCUCCUCCAGUUGCCAUUGGCCAAGACGAGCCACCUCCCUCCCCUGACUCAUUGGUAUGCUGGCAGUGCAGUGUGAGUGAGGAGAGAGAAGAGGAGAGAGAGAGAGGGAGCAGUCAGUGCUGUAGGGCAGGAGGAGAGUGAAUGACUGAGAGAGAGACGCUGGAUCUGCUUUUCUACUUGUUUUGCUGGACUCCAUCCACACUGCAUUGGCAGCACAGAGACAGCAGGACAGCGAGAGGCCACGGGAACCAGGCUCACCGGGACGUAGCCGCCGUCGCGUACUGGAGGGGGCUGACGCUGAGGUUUAGUCACCCACUCCUGGCUCACCCGAACCCCCCUCUCUCCCACCCCCCAGCGGCCAGCCUCCCUAUGCCCUUGUCCUCAGCGGCGCCUCUCACCUCCCUGGCCAGUAUAUGGAUAGAAGCUCCCUGUUUCAGCUCAUACAAGAGCAGCUGGACCCAGACAACACCGGUUUCAUCGCAGUGGAGAACUUCUCCAGUCUGGUGGAGCACCAUGAGCUGCAGCUGGACCCCUCCAAACUGGACAUGCUGUUCGCCUUGGUGCAGAGCAACGAGGAUGGACAGGUGUGCUACCAAGAGCUCAUCGAACUGAUGAGCAGUAAGCGCUCCAGCAGUUUCCGACGUGCCAUUGCCAAUGGCCGGCGUACACUGCAGCGAGAGAUCCUAUUGGAUGAGACGGGCCUGGGCGUGUACAAGCGGUUUGUUCGCUAUGUAGCCUAUGAGAUUCUGCCAUGUGAGACAGACCGGCGCUGGUACUUCCACCAGAAUCGUCUGUGUCCCCCACCCGUCUUCAUGGCCAUCAUUACCAUCGUCCAGAUCGUCGUGUUCAUGUGCUACGGCGUCAUGCUGAAUAAGUGGGUCCUGCAGACGUAUCAGCCAGACUUCAUGAAGAGCCCCCUGGUGUACCACCCCCGCCACCGCCACCAGGUGUGGCGCUUCUUCAGCUACAUGUUUGUGCAUGUCGGGUUGGAGCAGCUGGGGUUUAACGCUCUGCUCCAGCUGAUGAUCGGCGUUCCCUUGGAGAUGGUCCACGGCAUCCUCCGCAUAAGUCUUCUCUACAUGGCUGGUGUGGUUGCAGGUUCCCUGACAGUGUCCAUCACAGACAUGCGCGCUCCAGUGGUGGGGGGCUCCGGGGGGGUCUAUGCUCUGUGCUCUGCGCAUCUGGCCAACGUUGUCAUGAACUGGGCAGGUAUGCGGUGUCCAUACAAGCUCCUCCGCAUGAUUUUGGCCCUGGUGUGCAUGAGCUCGGAGGUGGGCCGCGCCGUGUGGUUGCGGUUCUCCCCGCCCCUGCCCUCCUCGGGGCCCCAGCCCAGCUUCAUGGCCCAUCUGUCGGGGGCUGUGGUGGGCAUCAGCAUGGGUCUGCUCAUCCUGCGCAGCUACGAGGAGAGCCUGCAGAAGCAGUGCUCCUGGUGGGUCAUCAUCUUCUCCUUCAUCACCUUCCUCCUCUUCGCUAUCUUCUGGAACAUCUUCGCCUACGAGCUGCUGGGGGUGCAGCUCCCUCCCGCUCCCUGACACCAGGAAGCCCCCGCCCCCCUAAUUCCCGUUUCCCAUUCAUUGUCGUAAAUGUCGAGACCCAUGUCCUUCACCAUAUCCUUUUCCUGUCCGAUCAACCAACCCCUGCAUAAACAGGAAGUAAGUUUAUUCAAAACUGUACAGAGCAGCAGUUAUUUUCCCCAUGCACCCAUAUCAUCAAUGAAUUAUAUCUGAUAUAUGGUGGGAGGGAAUUCCGUAGCAUCAUAUGCAGGUGAAAGCUGUGUAGCCCUCUUCAUAUUCUCAUUGUGGAGCAGCUAUGUAAAAAAAAAAAGAAAAGAAAAAGCUCUUCACUUUUGUGUUGAAGCUUCACCCGCCUUUAGGUCAAACCUGCAAGACAGCCAUUUUGAUUAAUAUCCAGCUUCAGCUAUGUGUUCAGAGUGGGUUCAUGACCACUCCAAGGUGCUUCUUACCGGACAGUAUUCCAUCAGGAUCUCUCAGUGCCCAUGUUUUAAAGCCAGGGGGCAGCAGGGCACCCUGGUUCAAUUGCUCAAAAUGCUCCUAAACACUCGAUCUACACUGUGGAAUAAGAUUAGGAAUUCACAGGAAUAGGUGUUUCCUGUAACAAUGUACAUGGCUAGGUGUUGCGGUGGAAAAAGAGAAAAGAAGCGGGGAAGAUCCAUGUUGACCCCCUGACAUCCAAUCUCCCUGCCACCAUCACUCAAGUCCCUAGUCCCUAGUAGCCUAAACGCUUCAGCGGGCUAGCAGAAUCUCUACCAGAACCAUGCUAGCCUGCUGAAGCAUCUCAUCUAGUUAAUGCAAAAGGUCCAAACACAGAAGCCUGCUCUUUAUUACACGGAAACACGCUUCUCCUGUGUUGCCGUCUCGGAGAACAACCACUGCCUGAUGCUGUGAGUCAGCGUGAGAAUGCAAAGAGACACACAGUGGGCUCUGUCUGUCUUCACUCCAACAGACUGAAUGGGGAGGGCAAUGGACAUGUCAUCAUCGCCUGACCUCUCUGUCCCAGCGGGCAUUGGGGUCGGCCUGUCAAGGCCCAGUCAAUACCUCAGUGUAUCAUUCUUAGGGACUGUGUACUUUUGUAAAGGAAUGUACGCAUAAAAAGGAGUGUUAAUAAUUUAUUUUUUCUUUUCCUUUCACAGUUGAUGUUUAUGUCGUACGUUUGUAUAUUUAUUUUUCUUUCCUUGUUUGAAAAAAGAAACUGUUUCAAAUGGUGCAGACAUAAUGCUAUGAUUGUUAUUCUUAGGAUUAACUAUACAGCUCUGAUCCUGUAAAAAUUAGCAUCAAGCUGAAAUCGCUUGUUACUCCAAGGAAUUAACACAGAUGAUGCAAGAUACAGUACAGUCUUCUUUAUAAAUCUUAUUACAGAAUAAGCCAUAGAAGAACCCAUUCAGCAUAUACAUGGAAAACAAAGGCUGAGUGAAUAGGUCAGUGACUUUCUGCCAUGUAGUCCUAAUUGUUAAGGUCAAAGCUGAUAAUAAAAUAUAGCAUAUGAGUUGUGGCAAAUAAGAGACAGGAUGACAAAGCCAAAGUGUUUGUGCACAAACAUGCUUGAUAAAUGCUGGACUGUUUCUCUGAGGUGACAUUUUAGACACAGCGUUACUGCAGGAUUGCCAAAUUCCAAAUGCUGAGCUACAGUCUUUUUUGGUUAAGGAGACAUUUUGAGUCCAGAGCAAGUAAAUAGAAAAUACUCAUGUUAUUGACGUAAUCAAGUAUUUCUUCAUAUUUGUCCAUGCUUGAUAUUUACCAUGUACUUGCUUCAUUUAAGUAUAUUUUUGUUCAGUCUGUAUGCUUAUUCAUGUGGAAGGUUCUUCUGAUUUAUUUGUCUUUUUGCCAAUGUUGACUGUUGGUCCCAGACAUAAUCCUCACCAUAUACAAUGUCACUGACAGAUGAUACAGUCAUGCUGGGGAUGCCAUAAGGAAUGACUUAUGUGGAGGGUGAAUUCUAUCUAAGAAAUUGAUAAUUGUGCCCCUUGAGCUACAGGAUUCAUAGAACAUUAACCUAUGGAAAAGGCAUUGAGGCUGACAGAAGGGCUACAAGCGAAAUAUUGAUGUUAUUGUUAAACCCAUAAAACUGUUCCUGGGAGUAGGUACCUUCCCGGAAAUGAUAACUCACUGACUUAAGGGGAUGACAGAAACUGAAGUACAGCAGGGUGGAAGCUUCUACUUCACAAACCAUAAAGACAAAUCCAGGUCUCAGUUGUGGUUAGGCAGCCUUACUUGUUCAUAAAUUAAUGUAAGAUCAGUCUUGAAAACGUCCCCAAUUCUGUAUUUAUAGAACUGUUUUCCGACUCUUUCCACCUUGUCAUACAAGGCAGCCGCGGGGGAGGGGUAUAAUAUGUUAAUAUGUCUUAAUUAAGCAGACAGCGAAAAGUCAGCCGGAGUAGUUUAUUACCUGUCUGUAAGCCAAAUGACCUGGCCCUGGGCCGCGUCCAUACACCGCAGCGCGAGCAACACAUCUUCUACGAGGGCCCAUCCAAUCCCACUCUCCGUUUGGCCGAGGCACCUUCCGCUUUAUUCAGCCAGCCAAGUAUAUGGUGGGGCCUUCAUCACCUCUGUGAUGAAGGAGCAAGUGUCAUCUACAGGCUGACAUAUGAGGCAGCUUUGGCUGGUUUCAAUGUGUGUCUGUAAGCGAUGGAGGGAGAGGAAGAACCAAGGAGGAGGAAUAGAGGUGGCGGCGCUCAUAAAACACUGGCGGGGGUCGUAAAGCAGCUGUGUGUGCCUUCGUAACUGGUCGAGUGCCGCCUCAACGCCUCGGGUGUCAGGGGUGAUGUACAGCUGUUACGUAGAGGCGCGUUUCCCCCCGGAACGCAGGGCUCCACCGCUGUAAAACAUGACCUGUUUCUUUCUUCAGUACAUGUGACAGGUUGCAUGAUGUUGAUUUGAUUGCUGUCUUUUAUGUGACAUAUUUGUUUUCAUCGCCAUAGAGGCGCGUGGUAAAGGAUAGCAUGAGGUGAAUAGGGGCCAGCCAAACAGAGCGUGUGUUCCGUUAUAUAAAUGAUGCUCUUGUUGAUAAGAAUCCCGCCACAGACUUCGCAGUAAGCGGGGUAUACUGAUUCCCGAUGCAAUGCUAGUCAUUAUCCAUGACAAGCCUUUUUAACAUAGGGGAUUGUUGUUGAACCACAUCACAUUUGAAGGAUGUGUCUGUAAAAAAAAAAAAAGUGGGAACCAACAUACCACCUUGCCAUGUGCCCCCCCCAUUCUCACUGGUAUCAACCCACACCCCCACCCACCCCAGCCCCAUGACAUUGUGCUAUGCAGGCCAUUCUCCCUCUCUUUUCGUAUUUGUCCGUGUCUAAACGCAACAUACGUUUUCGUUGCAAACAUAAUGGAGAUCAAUAGUAAAUCCUCCAGACUCAUGUGUUUUGUCACAAGUUGGCUUCUUUUUUUUUUUGGCCCUUGUUGUAAGCAAAGUGGUUAACUGACAUGUCCUUGUGCCAAUACGUUUUAGUGCCAUAUCCUUCUUUAUUUGACACUUUCCAUGAGUGUUCCCUCAUUACCCAAAAUCCGUCGCGCUGUUAUGGAUAAUGCCUUGUUCCGUCUAGUGCGUCUACGCUCUAAGCUUGUCGAUGGGAGGGGCUUGGUUGUUGGAUGGGUGGAGCAUUAAAAGCAUCCAGUUAGAGAGGUGACUGCCCUGCGUCACUGAUCUUUACGUCGUAUGGAUAUGUAGAUCAACCACACCUAACAAUAGCAAUAUGCAGUACCUGCUCUAAGCUGAUGCUUAUGAACCAGCCGGUUGCCUUUUCCCAGUGUUUGUAAGCGGUGUACUACUUGAACAUCGGGGUACUUUAAUGCAGUACUCUAUGAGGCAGGCUACAGUAGCUCAUUAGACAGAGAAACUGUUAUUUUCAAAAAAUAAUUAAAGCAGGCAAACUAGCGCAGUACUUUUUCCGCUCUCAACUUCUUAUACAAAUUAUUUGAUAACAGUGAAAUUCACACGUGGUUUGACAACCAAAUUACAACCAUUACCAGUGCUGAAAGUUUAUCAAAGUUGUUUUCAUCUAUCUAUAGACCAUUAAAAUACCAGUAUAUGGAGGUUUUGAAUGCAGAAUAUGGUACAGUAGUUAUGGAUAAUUGAGGCAGUUUGGUUUAAAGUCAUUGGUGAGCUGCUCUGGUAGUUUUCACAGGCUGUUCUCUUUUCAAAUGCUGUCCUCUUGCAGUGAGAAAAAUAGUGCCAAGCAUAGGAGGUUAAGUCUCCAAACCAGACCAGAGGUUUAACCAAUACAGCGUUUACAGAAAAAAAGCUAUUUUUCUCUGGAUCACCAAGAAAUAAAUGAAAACUGAAUUUAUGUAAAUAUGAAUAGUUUAUAUUAAAGUCCUCAAUUAUUUCAUGACAUAUUGUACUUUUUAAAUGUUCUGAACUGAACCAUUUUAUAUUGUAUAUAUUUUUUGUUUUAUUUUGUACUGUUCAUUGUACUUGCUUUAAUUUAGGAACAAUACGAAUAAAGAACAAUCCUGUGGA
This is a messenger RNA of Esox lucius (northern pike), 6564 nucleotides long. RefSeq names its product rhomboid, veinlet-like 1 (Drosophila) (gene rhbdl1). Bases 1008 to 2126 code for a protein of 372 amino acids. Gene Ontology annotation, molecular function: serine-type endopeptidase activity; calcium ion binding. NCBI's taxonomy places the organism in Eukaryota, Metazoa, Chordata, Actinopteri, Esociformes, Esocidae. The transcript has 8 exons. The record is from RefSeq and is a predicted model, not a curated record. Gene Ontology annotation, cellular component: membrane.